AUGGACCAGUCCGUGUCGGCCGUGUCGGGUGCACUAUCCUGUGCGGCAUCCGCGUCGCCGGAGACGGCGGCGGUAACGGCGGCACCGGCGGCAGUGGCGUGGUUGGGGCCAGCGGCAUGGGUGGCGUUCUCGUGCGCGCUUGCCCUCUUCAUGGCGGCGCGAGGAUUCAGGAAACGGUCGCUCUCCGCAUCCGGCGCUGCAGCGGCGUUCGUCGUGGGAUCGCUCACCAUGACCGCCGGCGCCAGGUUCGGCGUGACGCUGAUCGCCUUCUUCCUGUCGUCGUCAAAGCUGACGCGGCUCGGCGCGCAGCACAAGCGGCGCGUGGAGGAACGCUUCAAGGAGGGCGGCCAGCGCGACGGGGUGUGGCGUGGCUGGGCGCGUGGCUUGGAGGAGCGCUUCAAGGAGGGGUGGGUAGGGGGAGUCGGGUGGCAGAGGGGAGGGCUCAUGCAGUUAAGGGCAGUGUGGGAUGGGCUGGACAGGUGUUGGGAGAGUGGGGGAGAGGAGCUGCAGCGGUGGGAGCGCAUGCUCUUAGCUGCUUUCCUAGCCCACUAUGCUGCCUGUGCUGGGGACACGUGGUCGUCUGAGAUUGGUGUGCUCAGCAAGAGGCCUCCCCGCCUCAUCACCACUCUGCAGGUAUGCUCUCUUGCUCUCCUAAGCUCCGUCUACCCCCCCUCACCCCCUCCCACGCCCUCUGCAACCCCUCAGCAAGAAGCCUCCCCGCCUCAUCACCACGCUACAGGUACGCUCUCUUGCUCCCCUGACCACCCUCUUAUCCCCCCACCCCCUAACCUCAUUUCCCCACCUUCCCCCUUCGCCUCCCUUUUCUCUCUUCCUCUCUCCCCCCCUCUCUCCAUAUUUACAACCCCCUUCCACCCCCUGCAUUCCCCUUCCCCUCCCUUCUCCACGCCCCGUCUCCCAAUCGCCACAAUCAGCAAGUGCCUCGGGGCACGAACGGGGGAGUGUCACUCAUGGGCCUAG
Messenger RNA from Closterium sp. Yama58-4, 978 nucleotides. Lineage: Eukaryota; Viridiplantae; Streptophyta; Zygnematophyceae; Desmidiales; Closteriaceae. The record is from the annotation of a GenBank genome assembly.